Messenger RNA from Colletotrichum chrysophilum, 714 nucleotides. RefSeq lists its product as uncharacterized. The record is from RefSeq and is a predicted model, not a curated record. The transcript has 2 exons. Lineage: Eukaryota; Fungi; Ascomycota; Sordariomycetes; Glomerellales; Glomerellaceae. The coding region runs from base 1 to 714 and encodes 237 amino acids. Gene Ontology annotation, cellular component: extracellular region.
AUGCGUUUCUCUGCUGUCGUCGUCGCCGCCAUGGCCACCAACGCCGCUGCCUGGCAACCCCAGCGCCAGGCCUACGGCUGGAGCUGGAACGGCUUCGGAAACUGGGGCAAGGGCCAGACCUCCGUCUCCGGUUCCAUUCAGCCCACCCCCGUCCCGGUCGCCACCACCCCGGCUGCCGUGAUCCCCACCGCCGUCCCCACCACCUCCGCCCCCGUCGUUGAGGAGGCCGCCCCGGCUACCACCAGCUCGGCUCCCGCUGCCGCCGCCACCACUGCCGCCUCCUCCGGCAGCCUCACCUCCGACCAGCAGGCGGCCCUCGACGCCCACAACAAGGCCCGCGCCGAGGUCGGCACCCCCGACCUCGUCUGGGACGAGACCCUCGCCGCCAACGCCCAGGAGUGGGCCACCCACCUGACUUCCGUCGGCUCCCUCACCCACUCCCAGGUCUCCGACCAGGGCGAGAACCUGUACAUGCAGUCCGGCGGCGACUCCCCCAACCUCAACGCCGUCAACGCCUUCGUCUCCGAGAAGUCUGAGUACAACGGCGAGACCAUCAGCUCCACCAACUACAUGAGCUUCGGUCACUACACCCAGGUCGUCUGGAAGUCCACCACCAAGGUCGGCAUGGCCACCGCUACCGACUCCUCCGGUGCCACCUACGUCGUUGCCCGCUACUCUCCCCCCGGCAACUACAUCGGCGAGAAGCCCUACUAA